Messenger RNA from Stegostoma tigrinum, 1134 nucleotides. Its product is annotated as cardiotrophin-1-like. NCBI's taxonomy places the organism in Eukaryota, Metazoa, Chordata, Chondrichthyes, Orectolobiformes, Stegostomatidae. The transcript has 3 exons. Gene Ontology annotation, biological process: ciliary neurotrophic factor-mediated signaling pathway; negative regulation of neuron apoptotic process. Bases 82 to 717 code for a protein of 211 amino acids. The record is from RefSeq and is a predicted model, not a curated record. Gene Ontology annotation, molecular function: ciliary neurotrophic factor receptor binding.
GGAAAGGGGGGGAGGGGGUGCAGUGAGCUGUAAACUGCAGCCAGCCACCCAAUCCCCGGCAGUCACAUCACAUAGCUCAUCAUGAUCAGACUCAUACAGAGAGAUCAGCAGCUGACAACGCACCAAACAGGCUGCAGUAAUACACACACAGAUUUUUUGCCGAUGUCUAAUAUGGACUCAGUGAAUGAGACCCUUGAGAGAUCUUACAAUCUAUCAGUCUGGUUAGCUCACGAGGCCUCCUCCCUCCUUGAACUGUAUAUUGACAUGCAGGGUUUCCGCGAUGGCCCUCCAAGGAUCCCAGAUGACCACCUCCAGCUGCCCAUGCCACCCUCCCCCGAUGACGAAGACUGGGAGCCCACUCGCCGCCUCUGCCAGCAUCGCACUGCCUGCCGCCUCUUAGCCACCCUCCUGGACCGUGUCCUGGGUGAGCAGCGGGAGCUGAACGAGACCCGGCACCACCUCCACCAGCAGCUACAGCUCGCCAUCACCGGCCUCCAAGGCCUGGAUGCCAACCUGAGCCACGUCCUGUCCUCACUAGGCUCCGGCGAGGAGGAGGGCGAUGGGCAAUCCCAUGUGCUCUCUGGCCCAUCCUCAGACACCGCACACUGGGAAGCCAAGGUCAACGGCUACCACAUCAUUGCCCACUACACCCACUGGGUGGCCAGAACGGUCGAGGAUCUGGAAAGGUUGAAAGAUCACCUGAAGCCUGAGGCCUAGCACAGAGUCAUUAACUGCAGCAAUCAGAUGGUCUGAAAGUGGCCAAAAAGCCUCAGGCCUAGCUCUUAAUCACCACCAGUUAGAACUGAAAAAAGCUCAAAAUUUGCUGUAAAUCUGAGGCGUAGCUCUUACUUAUUUAUAGGAAGAUUUGGUAAGGGUCUCGAGCCUGGCAAUUCAGGUUCCGUAGGAAGAACUGGCAAAAGUCAAACAAUGUCCUAAAAGCCACUUAAUUACCAUUCAAAGAAUUAGCAAAAGUCAACUGCUGUGUAAAAUCCUGGGGCCUAGCUUUUGAUUACCCAUAGGAAGAACGAGCAAGGGCUAAAAGCCUCGGGCCUAGCUCUUAACAGGAGGAGAGGGCGGCCCCUCCUGGGCUCCUUCAGGCGAUUCUGAGUUCCCCUGCCUCCCAACCACUAGCAA